AUGUCUGAGAAGGAAAGAAGCAAGACGAGCCUCCAUCAAGGCCUCGAUCAUGUCGAGUCUGCGCACUCCGGCGACGACACGGCCGCCAACAUCCCAACUCAGCACAAGAGCAAGCGCUCCUUCUGGCGGUCGCCGCUCUGCGCCGCCUGGAUCCUCGGAGUGUGCAACUUCUGUGCCCCCGGAUUGUGGGGAGCGAUGAACUCGCUCGGAGCUGGCGGCACGGCGUCGCCAUGGAUCAUCAACGCGGCGAACGCGCUCACCUUCUGUCUCAUGAUCAUCACCGCCUUUCUGGCCAGCACGAUCAUGGACCUCGUCGGCGUCAACUUUGCGCUCUUCCUCGGCGGCAUCGGCUUCGCGCCUUACUGCGCCGGCCUCUACUGUAACGUCGUGUACGGGACCGAGUGGUUCGUGCUCCUAGGCGCUGCGUUCUGCGGUCUCUCAGCUGGUCUGUUCUGGGCCAUUGAGGCAGCUGUGGCCAUGUCGUACCCCGAGCAGUUCCGCAUGGGCAAGUUCCUAGGCAUCUGGCUCUCGUUCCGAGUCGCGGGCCAGAUCGUCGGCGGCGCAAUCAACCUGGGCAUGAACGCCGAUGGCGACUAUGCCGGCGCGAUAAACCCCAACGUGUACAUCGUGUUCAUCGUGUUGACGUCGCUGGGACCGUUUAGCAUAGCGUUGACGAGCAAGAUUGCCUUCCUCCUCCCGCGGCCGCACCAGAUCCGGCGCCUCGACGGCGUCGAGCCAAAGCUGUACACGCACACCCCGAUCCUGACCAACAUCAAGGAGACGCUCCGCGUCCUGCUCACGAAGGAGUAUCUCCUCAUCAUCCCUCUGAUCGCGCAGGCCGUCUUCCCCGAGAGCUACACGAACACGUACAUGGCGUCCUUCUUCAGUGUGCGCGUGCGCGCGCUCGGCUCCUUCGUCGCCGCGUGGGCGUGCAUCAUUGUCGGCAACAUUGUCGGCUUCUUCCUCGACCGCCACAACGUGCCGCUGAAGACACGAGCCAGGGCGGGAUUCAUCUUCAUGAUGACUACGCGCGGCGCGUGGUGGAUCUGGAGCACGGUGCUGAUGGCUCACUGGCCCACGCCCGAUACCAUCGACUGGACGAACAGCAAGUACUUUGGCCGCACGUUUGCGCUGUACGUCUUCCUCGGCGCUAGCUUCCAGACGCACUACCUCUAUCUCUACUUCCUCGUCAAGCACUCCGUCAAGAGCUCCAGCGACUCCUCGCGUGCCGCUGGUCUCCUCCGAGCUGUCGAGAGUGCGGCACAGGCUGUCGCGUAUGGCACCAGCUCAGUUGCAAGCUUCGCGCAUCUUGGCUCGUCAUGCCUCAACUUUGCUCUGUGGGGCGUUGCCAUCGUUCCUGCGUGGCUCGUCGUGAGGCGGAUCGGCAUCGACCUCAACGGACCAGAGAGAUAG
This is a messenger RNA of Trichosporon asahii var. asahii CBS 2479, 1413 nucleotides long. RefSeq lists its product as uncharacterized. Lineage: Eukaryota; Fungi; Basidiomycota; Tremellomycetes; Trichosporonales; Trichosporonaceae. The record is from RefSeq and is a predicted model, not a curated record. The coding region runs from base 1 to 1413 and encodes 470 amino acids. The transcript has 4 exons.